UGUGAAUUUAAGGGGCUUGUUAGAAGUGCAACAUUUCAGUAUAUUGUUAUUCGUUUUAGCUCUGUAAUUAUCAAAUCGCUAUAUUUUAGCUGUUUUGAAAAUCAACAACACCGUGUCAACUAAAUAUAAAAGUGUGUUUCCACUCAGAUUUGUGAAGCACCGUUAUGGAGGCAAAUACUGGAUUUACUAUUGUUGACCCGGAGCAACCUGUGACCAAAACGGUAACGUUCAUGCUUCGCAAACCCGUUAGGAGGGGCAAGGUAAAAUCCACCGCCAUAACCCAAAUUGUUUGUGGCUCUUGUUGCCUCUGUACGGGAAUCUGGCUACUUAUACAAACUUUAAAUCUUGAUCGUUUUGUAAACUACGCUCUAAUUACUUUAAGUGCAUGUCUGUACAUUCCAUCUGGAGUAAUCGGUCUGCUAGCAGCCUCCAACAAUAACAUAUCCACAGUGGUGUCUUAUCAGACGAUGUCCUUAUUCAGUUGUAUCGCCUCUGCUUUACAGACAGUACGCCUUUUUGUUAUAUGCGUUAUAACUUUAUUCUAUAUAGAUUCAUAUAUUGUGGCGCUCUUCUCCACUUUAUCUAUAUGUAUUGCUGCUGGCAAAGCAACACACUCAGUACAAACAUCAACUGGCUGCUGUUGCGCAGAGAAUACCACGCAAUCAGAGCCGGUUGUGAUGACGAGUAACGCACUGAACAGCGUAGCUCCGUUGCCGCAGCAACAACGGUUCACGGUGCAGCACGGAAUGAAUGCUGUACCACCACCAGUUCAACAACCAAAUCCCUAUCCCGUAGCUCCGUUGCCGCAGCAAAAAGCGUUCACUGUGCAGCACGGAAUGAAUGCCGUACCACCAACAGUUCAACAACCAAAUCCCUAUCCCGUAGCUCCGUUGCCGCAGCAACAACGGUUCACGGUGCAGCACGGAAUGAAUGCUGUACCACCACCAGUUCAACAACCAAAUCCCUAUCCCGUAGCUCCGUUGCCGCCGCAAAAAGCGUUCACUGUGCAGCACGGAAUGAAUGCCGGACCACAUCCUAAUAGAUUGAACACAAUUUCAUAUUUCAACUGAUGCACUUUUUGGUACAAGAGACGUUUUUGAAAUGAUUAUUGAGAAAAUUAUUGUUCCGAUUACUCUAUAUGGAUGCAAAAUAAAAUUAUUUAACAUUGUAAAUAAUUGCAUCCAUUGGAUAUUGAAUUUGAUCAAUAUAUAUAUAUAUAUAUAUAUAUAUAUAUAUAUAGGCCUAUAGGGCCUAUAAUUAUACUAUUGCAUAAUUGUUAUUGUUACUGUCAAUUAUUCAUUCCGAUGCUCAUGAUUUCAUGUAUUUUGAUGUGUAUUGAUGUUUUGCUUUUUUAUAUACUCUCCAUUUUGGAGGCAAUCUUGAAUAAAUUGAAAUUGAAAAUAAGGAACACAGUGAGCAUAGAUUUGUUUAAAAAAGUCGAAGAAAUUUAAUGUAAUCAGCUUAUAUGCCUGUUUAAUGUUAAUUUGUGAAUUGUUAAUUUGUGAAUUGUUAAUUUGUGAAUUGUUAAUUUUGUGAAUUGUUAAUUUGUAAAUUGUUAAUUUGUGAAUUGUUAAUUUGUGAAUUGUUAAUGUAGAACUCAAACGGAAAUUAAAUAAUGCACUUUUCCGCUAAGCCCCUCCCCUUGGAUAUUGUUGCUAAGGUCCCAGAAAUUGAUAGUGUAAAACAUACGCAAACACGUGCGUUUGUGAGACAAUACAUGUGUUUGCAGAACACGUGCGUAUUCCUGGCACUGUCUGAUUGGUCAGUUGUUAAGUUUGAUUGACACUCCGGAAAGGUACAUUGUUGUUGAGGGGGUGUCCUCGAUAAGAUGUUUUUAUGAUCAUAUAAUAUGUAUGGGAAUUAUCUCUGUUUGCAAUUAUUUUAAUAUAUUGUAAAUGAUGUUAACAAUUAUCCAGGUACAUUGGUGACACUGAUAAUGGUUAUGAUUGUUAUAUUUAGUUGUUAUUUUUGUUAUUAUUAUUGCGGUUUUAUGUCCUUGUUGGUUGUUAUGAUUACUGUUAUUGUAUUGAUCACGUUAUUGUCAUUAUUUUGAUGAUGAAUGAUGGUUAAAAUGACAAUUACUGUAGCUUUAUUUAAGAUAGAAAUAGUAUUGAUGGCAAUAAUGGUGAUAAUUAUAGCGAUUGAGAUUGUUAUAAUAAUUAUGGUACUAAAUGUUUAUGAUAAUAAUGAUCACCUAAUGAUGAUAACAAUAGUAAUAAUGAUUUUAAUAAUAGUGAUGAUAAUAAUAAUAAUGAUGGUAAUAAUAAUAAUAAUAGUAAUAAUAUGACCACUUUGAACUAAUUUGUGCAAUACUUUGCCUGCCGAGUAGUAGUUUGUUCCGCUGUUUCCUUAUUCUCUUUUUUAUUUGUUGGUUGUGUGUCCCUAUUGCGUUUCCUGGUUGAUUUUUAAACUGUUACUGCCCAUUUCAUUUGUUGUGAAACCUUUUUUUUGUGUUUUGAUAUUUAAAUUGAGUAUUAAAAAGAAUAUAAUGAAUUCAAUGUUAAUAAUAAUAUUUUUUAAUGAUAAUAAUGAAUUUAAUGUUUAAUAAUUAUAUUAGUUAUACAUUUUUAUUGAUUUUUAUUGUGUUUUAUUUAGGUGUUUGCCUGUCUCCGAUGCUUUGUUUUAACCGGUUGUUUUAUCCCCAAUUGCUUUUAGUGCCUUUUAUCCCUUUUAAUGUUAUUGUAUAAUGGUUGUCCUCCACUUUUCCCCAUUGUCCCUCGUGUUUUAAUUGUAUUCGAGAUUUUAUUUUCUGUUGAUUUUUAUUUGGUAAUUUUUAAUGUUCAACUUCAAUUUGUACUGUAUUUGAUCAAAUUGGAAUAAAGUAUUAUCGUAUUACAAUAAACUGGUCGGGGAUUUUUUCUUAUCUCUUAACAUUUUGUUUAUGUUAAUUUUUUUUAUCACUCUGUCUUUUCUUGUUUAACACGUAUUAAAGGUAAUAUCGUUACCUUACUGUUUUAUAGCUCUUAGUUAUUGUAACUGUUAUUUAACUCGUUUUACUCAUGAUUUUGGUCAAGUGAAUGAAUGAAUAAAUGAAUAAGGCUGCUUA
Anneissia japonica is the source of this 3046-nucleotide messenger RNA. RefSeq names its product amyloid beta A4 precursor protein-binding family B member 1-interacting protein-like. The transcript has 10 exons. Lineage: Eukaryota; Metazoa; Echinodermata; Crinoidea; Comatulida; Comatulidae. The record is from RefSeq and is a predicted model, not a curated record. The coding region runs from base 165 to 1070 and encodes 301 amino acids.